AUGUCAGACAUUCAAUUCUACGACGAUAACAUCCAAACUGCACCAGUAUUCGGAGAUGAUCCCUAUGCCAAUGAGCUGCUUGCAGAUAACACUCCACUCAACUACGUAUCCAACGCAUGCUUACCACUCAACUACGUAUCCAACUCGGGCUUACCAUCGUCAUCGCUAUCGGGAUCACCAUUCUUUGACACUCAUCCCGCUGGUCCUGCUCUAGGUAAGCAAUUCCCAUUGUCGUACAUCCAUGAGAACCCAUUGUGGAAUGCUACUCUCUGGGAUGACAUGAGAUACUCUUCCGCACCAAGUCAAAUCACCGACCAAUUCCUCAGCACCACCACCACCACCGACAACAACUUGGCCAACGAUGUCAUCCCUGAUGCCUGUAUGUACCCAAGCGGUGAAGUAAUGUCACCAGUCGGAUCUGAAAACUCGACACCAGGCAACAUGUUCAUUGAGAACUCCACUCCAGAGUCAAGCUUCUACUCUGACACUGAGAGCAUCCUCUCUUCACCAGCUCAAGUCGUAUGUGGAUCACCAAUCUUAAGUCCAGUCUCCACACCAGCUUCGAUCAUUGUCAACCAAGAGCCAGAGCCAAUCAAGGAGAAGCUUGUCGUACCAAAGACCGAGGAGUUGGAUGGCAGAAAGUCAAGAAGACAAACUCCAAUGCUUCGUGUCAAGGAGAAGGUCCAAAAGGAAAAGUCAAAGGUCACCAAAAAGGCCCAAAAGGACAUCUUAAAGUUGGUCAGUCUCGACCAAAUCAACCCAUUGUCAGCAGUUCUCACCGAGGUGCCACAAUUCCUUGUACAAAACGGUUGUGGAACUUUCAAGUUUAGAGUCAGUGGCCGUGCCAAUCCAUCGCAAUUGAUUAUCGUUGCUCGUCCGACUGACUCUGCUGAUUACUCAUUGGAAGGAUUUGCUACAAACGUUCCAGCCAGUGGAUUGGUCGAUAUGAACAUCAAAUUUGUUCGUAUCAACAGUGAUUCCGUCACUGCUCAAAUAGCCUUUUACUUUAUGGAAAUCACUGAGAACGGUAUGACACCGGUCUACCAUCUGCUGACAAAUCAAAUCAGCUUCCUCACCAACACAAAAGACUUGCCAACACCAACCAUCACCAGUGUCGAAACCACCGGUAUUCAAAACAGACAUCUCUUACCAAUCGCCAACUUCACUGUCGCCAAGGUUACUGCCGACCGAAUGAAAUGGGGCACCACCAAUGAACUCACCUUCUUUAUCGUCGACGAAAACAAGCAGAUCAAGCAUAUCGUUCGUCAAGGAUUAAUUGCUCCACCAGAAAAGUCCAAGAAGAUCGCCUAUUUCCGUAUUCCAAACGAUUGUUUAAAUCAAAACUACAAGCUCCAUGUCAACUAUAUCGCUGUUGAGAAUCUAAAUAAGAAACAAUCCGCUUCUGAAAAGAAAGCCGUCAGUCACUCCAUCGUGCUUCCAAAAGAAGGUGCAUUCUGGACUUGUAACGACACUGGUUUUGCUUUCUAA
Molecule: messenger RNA, 1488 nt
Organism: Heterostelium album PN500
Lineage: Eukaryota; Evosea; Eumycetozoa; Acytosteliales; Acytosteliaceae
Exons: 1
Coding region: 1-1488 (495 amino acids)
Source: RefSeq, a predicted model, not a curated record